UCAACUGUCUUUGAUAAGCCGUCUAAAUUUUUGCCUUAGGUCCCUCAGGUGCAGUGGCCCAUCAACUGCUGUUAUAAACUCUUGUUUUGCUACCUAUUAUGCAUCAACCCAUUUCAUCAGAGAUUAAUGAUCUUUUGACUAUUAAAUUACAGUUUCUCAUUGUGCUAGGAACCGAAUGAUGAGGCUUGGGCUUGGUGUUUACACUAUCAAAACGGAUCUAUAAAAGUCUCUGGGAAGUGGGAUAUAUACGUCCCAGUUAUCCUCAUAUUGUCAACCAUUUCAUGACCGUCCAGUGGCGAAGGACCUCCGCAACGAAUUUCCUUCCGCACCCGUAAAGAUAAUCGACACUGUUAAUCUUGCACUAAAUAAAAAUGUGUUGGCGAAUCCUUUCUAUGAAAGCUCCAUCAGCCACAUUUCUCGUCGCUUUUACAUUGUGCAUUCUGAAUAAUCAAACAGACGUUAACGGAGAAGUCAUCACUCGAAGACCUUGCAGAAUACCCUGCACGCGUGAAUACAAUCCUGUAUGUGGGACAGACGGGAGAACGUACGCCAAUCCAUGUGUGCUGAAAGCCAAAAACAUGUGCGAUGGUACUCGUGUCAGAAAAGCUUACAAUGGCAGAUGCGACUAUUAUGGGAGAAAUGAGUUGGCUUUUUAUCCAUCGCGAUUAUUGACGAGAAGUCAAAUAUUUGAAAAUUAUUACACGAUGAAUUACUGAAGGGCUAUAGUCUAAUUGAGGUUAUACACUUAAAU
Messenger RNA from Daphnia pulicaria, 751 nucleotides. Its product is annotated as serine protease inhibitor Kazal-type 1-like. Lineage: Eukaryota; Metazoa; Arthropoda; Branchiopoda; Diplostraca; Daphniidae. The record is from RefSeq and is a predicted model, not a curated record. The transcript is spliced from 3 exons. Bases 372 to 716 code for a protein of 114 amino acids. Gene Ontology annotation, molecular function: protein binding; serine-type endopeptidase inhibitor activity.